Messenger RNA from Protopolystoma xenopodis, 513 nucleotides. NCBI's taxonomy places the organism in Eukaryota, Metazoa, Platyhelminthes, Monogenea, Polystomatidea, Polystomatidae. The record is from the annotation of a GenBank genome assembly.
AUGCCUGGCGCCACGUCGAAAAAUUACGGCUGCCCACAGACUUCGGCUCGGUCGCGAAAUGAAUUCGAUCAGGUCACUGGAUCCGGCAGGGCGGAUGUACAACUGGGCGCAUCCGGGAGGCGACUGCAAUCUCCAUCUCCCCGGCUGACGGUGGGCCUAUCCGGCCGGAACGAGUAUGCCUUGGAUACAGGUCAGAAUGGCCUGAAUGCCAAUGGUCGCAGUGUCCUGGCUCGACUCAGAGACGGAGAGGCGACACCACGCUUCCCAAAUGGUCGGCUGCCAGAGUGGCCUUGCCUAAGCAGCAGGUCGUCUGGGAGGGCAGAAGUCACCUCGAUGCCGCAAAUGGCGGACAGAGAUGAGGAGAUGGAAAGGCUCGAGCAACUUCGAGUCCCUGAGGGAGUUCGUGCUAUAAAGUCAAGCCGGGAUGGGCCACGUCUACCAAUAUUCGGUGAGAAGAUAAGCCCUUACGGGUUUUGCAAUUUCAAGGUUGUUUUAAAUUCUCACUACUUGUGA